UGCACGCGGGCGCUCCACGCGACCGCACGCGACCGUAACAAUAACACGUCAAAAUGAAGAAGUGCUUAUUAUUUUGUGUUGCAAUAACUAUGACUUUGACAGUGAGUGCGGAGUUGAGGAUCAAGAAGGAGAUACAAGCGUUGGCUGAGCAGAUAGAAAUAAUGAAGACCGUCCAUUUGACCGACGUGACUCGUCUGAAAAGGGAGAUUGGUGAACUCAAGGAAAUGAACCUGCUACACGCAUCCAACACUCAUGAGAAGAACGAACAGAUGGCUCUGGAGUGGGCUAAGACCUCCGUGAACGAACUUCGGGUGGAGAUGAAGGAGAUUAGCCGCAGUGUGAACAACUCUGCUCUUCUGAGGCAGCUGCAUAUCAUCAGGAAUGAGCUCAAGCAAGCUUUGAUGGAGACCACGGACUUGGCGCAGAUGGCUCGCACCCAGGAGGCCAGGGUGGACAAGCUGAACAGCGAGGUGGGGCAGCUGAAGUACGAGGGGCAGCAGAUGAGGACCAUGUGGUCCGAGGUUCGGGCGCAUGUCGGGAAGCUGGCCAAGGAGAUCAAGGCGAAGCAGCUAGCGGAGAUGAAUCCGGACUCCUACAACGACGUGCUGGAGUCGCACGAAGUUCGCCAUGGCGAGCCGAAGCCGGAGCACAAGUUGCGCCAUAACAAAAUGGUGCACGCGCAAAUCUCAAGACUCGCAAGGAGCCAAGACCAACUGGACGAGUUCCAACAGAGUCUUCAAACCCAAAUUCUGGAUAUACAGAAACGAAUGGACCACUUCGAGGAACCGAACUGGAAUCUGCUGUCUGCCAAAGUUGAAUUUCUGGAGCUGGAGAGCAAGCUUCUGACUGAAAAGUUGAAGAAUGCCACCCAGAAAAUAGCUGACUUUGACAAGGUCCACGCUUCUAUGUUGGAACUGAGGGAGGACUUAGAGAGCAUUGAAAAUAAGGCUGAUAAGAUUAUUCCCGAGUUCCGCAAGGAGAUAUCUAAACUGGAUGUCAGCUUCGCUCAGCUGAAUGCUCAAUCUUCGUACAUAAAGGAGGAUCAAGAGAAUCUACGGCAGUCGGUGAAGGCAAUCGCAGUGAGCGUCAGCAACGCCAUAGAUCGCGCUGAGAUGGACCGCCUCGAGGUUAAGAAGCUGAACGAUUGCGUCAACGAACUCCAAUCGAAGGCCAAACAGCAUUAUUUUCGGCUUAAUGAUCAUAUAAUGAAGAGCGAAGCCAAAAACGACGUCGUAGAUAAUAGUAACUCUGAAACUGUCCCUCUUCCCGAACUUAUGGGUGAAGUGAAGGAGCUCCAACCUGUGCAGAGAGAGUACGAAGAUCUGGUCAACCAACUCCCUAGGGACUGCUCCAGCAUUUCGGGCCCCGAUGGAGUAUACCUGAUCCACCCUGGCCAUUACCCUUUUGAUACCUGGUGCAUCAACGGCAGCACUUUGUUACAGCGUCGGUUCAAUGGCACUUUGGACUUCAAUCGUAAAUUUGGUGAAUACGUUCAGGGGUUUGGGAACCCCGCUGGCGAAUACUGGAUGGGGCUUGACUCUAUGCACAAACUGACCUCGGACAACUGCUCGGCCAUGAGGAUUGAUAUGACUGACAUUUAUGGCGGCAACUGGUAUGCCCAAUACGACCAGUUCUAUGUCGGCAAUGAGGAUUCUGGAUACGCUCUUGAGUUGAGCGGUUUCAAAGGGAAUGCCAGCGAUGCUUUCGAAUACCAAAACCACAUGGCCUUCUCCGCUAUCGAUCGUGACCGGGACAUCUCCAACACCAACUGCGCUGGUAACUAUGAGGGUGGCUGGUGGUACUCCCACUGCCAGCAUGUCAACAUCAACGGCAAGUACACUCUUGGCCUGACCUGGUUCGACUCUGCCAGGAAUGAAUGGAUUGCUGUUGCCACCACCCAAAUGGUGCUGUUCCGCCGCCCAGGCUGCGUGUAAAUCGUUGACGAGCGCACCAGAUUAAUGUCAUGAAUGUCAAAGUUCUAAUCAUACCAAAGAUAUCACUAGUAAACGUACUUAAUGUAAUAGAUUCAUGUUCUAGUAUUAAGCCUUCUAUUUCAUUCUUGACGCUAAACUAAUGCUGACUUUGUUUGUUCAUGUAUUUGAAGAUCCAUCAUGACAUUUCUUAACCGUUUAUGUGUAACAUCAGUCUGUAAUGACGUUUCUACGAGCGUUGUGUCUUUGACGCAAUUAUUUCAGGAAUUCGGUUAUUCUUCUGAGACUUUUCCAAUGACUUCAUUAAAAACAAUUUCAACUUUUAAAGACAUAUUACGUAGCUUAAGGUUAAUCAUUCCAAAUUUUUGAAUAUUUAAUAGCUAUAAUCCCAUAUACGAAUUUUAGAAAUAAGUAAACUAAGAUGAAGGUAUUGGCAGAUUGAAUGGAGUGUGUGAAUGAAACAAAUAUUAGUUGAAAAAAAAUCUUUAAAUAUUUAAAAUAAGGUGAAACUUGCAACAUGAUUUGGAUAACAAUUGAGGAUUAAAGAUGAUAAGGAUUCUAGCCAAUGUGGAAAACGGCGUUAAACAUUUUGCAAGAAAUUUGUAUAAUGAGUAUACGUAAAUAAAGUUGGGUGCUCAUAAGGGAAAUACAAUAAUCUUUGAUUAAGUAUCUUUUGUAUUAUAUUUUUUUCUAGUUUAUUUAGACUUAAGUAGGUAUCACAUAAAACAUUAAAUGUAUUAUUUGAAAUGAAUUGUCGCGCGUUGCACGGGGUCAGCUCGUGACUCAACGCAUAAUAGUCUAACGUCGAAACGAACAUCAUAAUAUGGGAUAAGUUUUUUAAUUUUAAUUGAAUAUCUGUUCCUUUACAAUGUUGAUACCAACUUUUAAUUGCAGGGAACAGCACUUUUUUUAUUACAUUCCAUUUAUUUCAAAUUUUCAACAAAUAAUUUCUAGUGUUAACUUUGUAUAUAUACUUACGAAACUUUAAACAAGACGUGUAAAAAAAAUUAUAGUUGAAGACUCAUGUCUUUUACCUAAGCUAGCAAAGUUUAUUACAAAAUCUUAAAACAUCUAAAUGGAAAAUUAUUUCCUUUUCAACAAUUAUGAGAUGCUGGCCCAAGAGUUUUUUAACAUAUAAUGAAAAUGUAUAUAUAAUAUACACACAAUAACAGUGUGUCAAAAUAAUAUAAGACUGUACGAAGUUGUCAAAAUUAAGGGUUAUUUUUAGAAUUGGCAUUAAAUUUUAAAUUAAUUUAUUGACUAUUUAUUAAGAUUUUUCUGGCGAUUGCCUUUUACCUAAUUGAAUGUGUCAUAAUUAUCGUGCCACAGUCUAUUUGUUUGUGACUCGGCUGAGCUGUGAGAAGUAGGUAACAAUUAUCUCAUUUAUGUAUUUUGGUUAAUUAUGCUUUUUGAUAAUUAUGAUAAAUAUCCAACACAAUUUAUGAAGAAAGAACUCAAUGUUCUUCUAAUUAAAAUUAACCUAAAGUAAAUUUAGGAAUAUAAAAAUGAGGUAAUGGAGUUACAGAGUUGUUAUUAAAAUUGAAUUGUUUCAGAAUGACAAGGAAAUGCAUUUAUUACGAUGUCAGAAUAUUUGAUUCGAUAAUAAAUAUGCAUCUUCUUCAAUUCACAAAAUUGCCGGAUAACGUAAGACGGUGAGAACGCGACCACCAGAGAUUGAAAAAGAACGCUAAUUUUAUUAAUUACAUUUUUAAUCGUAGAUUCAGCAUUUAAAUCGUUCAAUUUUAAUCAAAUAUUAUAGCGAUGUAUUUCAAUUUUAAUCACAUUUAUCAAAAUAUUUCAAUUGUAAUCACAUUUAUCAAAAUAAUUCAAUUAUAAUCAAAUUUACUCUAGCAAUAGAUUCAAGGGUGGUUGUUAUUUUUGGAACGAGUGCGAUUUGAGAAUCAUCACCAAUUUAGUUAGCUUCUUGGAAAGGCGCUUAUGGUCUGCUUGUUAUUAAGAUCCUUGAAGGGUUAGCCCUAAUAAUUUCAAAAUGAAAUGUGUUUGUGAACAAAAUAACGACUGCCCGCCCAGUUAUAGGUAAUGAUUGUAUUAGAUUCAAUGUACUCUCCAGUUAUUAUCUAAAUGUUAGCGUCAUACAUAACCAAUGUACCAAUGGAUUUAAACCAAAUAAACAUAACGACUAGA
This is a messenger RNA of Amyelois transitella, 4076 nucleotides long. It is a transcript of the gene sca, whose product is annotated as protein scabrous. Lineage: Eukaryota; Metazoa; Arthropoda; Insecta; Lepidoptera; Pyralidae. The transcript is spliced from 6 exons. The record is from RefSeq and is a predicted model, not a curated record. Bases 54 to 1934 code for a protein of 626 amino acids.